CUAAACUAAAAGCAACACUUUAUCUAUUACCGUCUCUCCUUUGUUCUCCCGCUGUUUUUAAACUCCAUUUAGCCAUACCCAUACCACAAAAAAUAAUAAUAACUAAAACAUGCUAGAUCCAGCCUCCGAUUUGCUACCCCCACCCUCCUCCCCAACCAUCUCCUCCGUUUCCUCCUCCGAUCUUGACACUGAGUCGACAGGUUCCUUUUUCCAUGAUAGAAGCACCACAUUGGGUACUUUAAUGGGAGUGAGUUUUCCUGCUAUUACUUUUCGAGCUCCUUCCCAGCACCACCGCCAGACGCAACCCACAAACGCCGGCUCAUCUUCGAUGGGUUCCAAACACAAGAAAAGGAGAGCUCUGACAACGGCUGCCUUCGGGGUGGAGCGACUUGGGCGGCGGCGAAGGAAGUGGUGGCAACUAUGCAGGGACGGGGACGCUAAGCCGGCUUCUCUUGGAGAGUAUCUGGAGGUGGAGAGGAGGUUUGGGGAUGGAGCGUUUUACGGAGCCGCGGCGGAGCUUGAGGGGGUGAUGGGGACGCCGCAUGAUGAGCAUCAGGAAGCGAUGAAUGGACGGACGUUGUUUGCUGAUGGGAGGGUGUUGCCUCCUCCUUCUGCUGCAGGUGAUGAUAAUGAUGAAGAGACAUCAACGGCUGGGGCUCUUCGUAGAUUCCCGGUGUCGCUCACGGGGAUCUGUAGCGGUGGCGUUGGAUAAAGAGUACUUUUGACUCCUUUCAUCGCCUUUCAUUUUUUAUUACUAUUUUUUUAAAAUUGCUUUAUUAGUUUGCAAAUACAAUCUAUCUAAUCCAUCGCUUUGUCCAUUACUAAUUUAAUUUUAUCUUCUAAAAAAAGCAUUAA
Messenger RNA from Durio zibethinus, 855 nucleotides. RefSeq lists its product as uncharacterized. Lineage: Eukaryota; Viridiplantae; Streptophyta; Magnoliopsida; Malvales; Malvaceae. The record is from RefSeq and is a predicted model, not a curated record.